UAAAUGUUGCACUGGAGCUCCAGAGAGUAGCGAUGGCACGCUGAGCGAGCGGCAGUUCGACAGGGGCGAGCAGCAUGCGGAGAGCUUCUGGUCUCAUCGCGCAUGCGGGCGGUCGUCGGGGCUCAACUCCGGUGGUCCCGGCGGCCUUCGAGCCGACCAGCGGUCCUGGCCUCGGCACCUCCGGCCCGCCGAGUGCUGGGGGCCCGCCGGGUGCGCCAGCGCUCCCCGCUCAGGUGUCUCAGGGGCGCAGCCCGGCGAAUGGCAUUGCAGCAGAGGCCGCUACAGCCGCAGCCGCAGCCACAGCCGCAGCCGCUACGGGCACGGGCGCGGGCACGGGCGCAGCGCCUCAGAAGCUGCGGCGGGACGCGCCCUCCGGCUGCAGCGGCCUUGUGACUGACCGCACAGGUAGCUGGCAGCAGCAGCUGGGACUCGCAGCCCCAUCCGCGCCAGGGCUUGUGGCGCGUCCGCGGGGUGGCAGCGGCAGCGGCGUCGGUGGCGGCGUCGGUGGCGGCACGCCGCACGGCACACUGUGGGAUACGGCGUUGCGGCAGGCGGCUGCAGCUGUGGCGGCGGCGGCGGCGGCGGCGACAGUGGCGGCUGCCGUGCCCUACGCCAGCCGUGACCUGGCACACAGGGCGUUGGCGGCUACGGGCCGCGCAGCCGGGGAAGCGUCGGGGCAGCCGGGUCUGGGAGAGCGCGGCUGUAGCAGCUGCGGCGGAGGCGGCAGUAGCACUGCCGGCGGCAUGGGCGGUGGUGGCAGUAGCGCCCCACUCAUCUGGGUGCACCGCAGUGCCCCCAGCAACGCUGGGUUGCAGACCGUCGCCGCCACCGCCGCCGCCACCAGCGUCCGCCACGCCAGCAGCACCGCCGCCGCCGGGGACACAGCUGCAGCCGCCUCUGAUGCUGCAGACGCUGGGCGCAGCGUGCUACAGCCGCCUCCACACCAGGACCUCAGCCCGCCGCUGGCCAAGCUACUGCCGGCCAUUGAGGACCGCUACCCGGCCGAGAUGGGUGUAGCGGCGGGCUGGGUGAAGGCGCGUGUGGCGGCGGCGCUGGUGGCGGCGGCGGGCCGGGAGGACGGGCGGCUGAGCGAAGAGGGCUGCGCGGCGAGGCGGCUGGCGGGGCUGUAUGACUGGGUGGUGGCCGAGUGGCGGCGGGACAAGGGCCCCGCCACGACGCUGCCGCCGCUGCUGCGAGACGCGCGAGCCCUGGUGGCGGCCCUGGCAGCGGAUCCGCUGUUCCGCCUCUCGCCGCCGCCGCCGACAACGCCGACAACGCCGCUGUCACCGUCAUGGCUGUCGGCGCAAGUCGGCGCGGGGUCGGCCGCAAGUGAUGUCAGCAGCAGCAGCAGCGUCGGCGGGAGCAGCAGCAGCGGGAGCAGCUGCGGCAAUGGGGCGGGCGAGGAGCAGGCAGCGACACCGCCUGAGGCUGUGUACGUGGACAUAUACGUUGACCCAUUGACACCGGGCCGAGGCGGCGGCGGCGGCGGCGGCGGCGGCGGCGGCGGCGGCGGCUUGACGGCUGGCGGGUUGGGCCUCAGUUUGUGGCAGGCGCGCACACAGCGCCGCACGUACACGGAGUGGCGGCGGCAGCUGCAGGCGGCGGAGAGGGAGGCGGCGGCGCUGAGGGCCGCGCUUGACAAGGCCGCAGCUGCCAUUUUGCCUGCAACUACAGCUGUAGCUGCGCCGGGUGGGGCGGCAGUAGCGCCGGCGGCGGCGGCGGUGGCGGCAGCGCUGGGGCGGCUGCGGGCGCGGUACCGGCCGGGCGGGUACGUGUGCGGCACGGCGGAUGAGGCGAGGCACCGGGUGGCGGAGGAGCUGCUGCGGCAGCCGGGGGCGGAGGCGCCGCUGGAGAUUGCAGUCGCGGCUGUGCGGCUGGAGGCGCUGCUGGAGGCGGCGCGGCGCCUGCCGGCCGGCCUGGCCGUCGCGGAGCCGCCCUCGGCGGCGGCGGUGGAGCGCGUGCUGCGAGAUGACCCCGCCGUCUUCGAGCUGGUCAGCAGCAGUGGCAGCAGUGGCAGCGGCAGUAGCAGCAGCGGCAGUGGCAGUAGCGGCGGUGGUGGCGGCGGUGCCGGCAUGUCGGUGCGACUUCGGCAGUGGCUGCUUGAAGCAGAUGCCCAGCAGCAGCAGCAGCCGGCCGCGGCCGCCGGGGCCGCCGCCUCUGCAGCCGGCGCAUCCGCUCCGCCUCCCGCUGCUACUGCCGAUGCGGCUCUUGCUGCUACUGCCGGAGCGGCUCCAGUGGAUAGCGCAGUCGCCGCACCACCAGCCGUCGCAGAGGGCGCGGCGGCGGCGGCGGCGGCGGCGCAAACACUGGCGGCGGCGGCGGGAGGGCCGCCGCAGGAGCCCGCGGUCGGGGACGCAGCAGCCGCCGCCACAGCCCUGCAAGCGCCGGCGGCAGAGGCGGUUUGUGUUGAUGCCGGUGCUAUUGCCGGUAGUGCUAUAGCCAAUGCAGGCAGUGCUACAGCCACAAGCGCGGCCGCUACAGCCGCCGCAGAUGCCGCCACUGCGCCCACCUGGCUUGACAAGGCGGCGGCGGUCAACAAAACGCUGCAGCAACGCAUGCGGGACCGUGGGACGAUUGUGUCCCUGCCGGAGAAGCUGGCGCCGCUGCUGCCGCACAUUGACGCGCGCUACCCGCUGCAGCGGUCUGCGGCGGACGCGGCGCGCAACCUGGCAGCCAAGCUGCUGCUGUGCGCGCCGCCGUGCGCGGCGUUGCGCCUGAGCCAGCAAGACGUCGCCAACUACCUGUACGCACAGCAAGCCAGCGCGUGGCCUGCGGCGGAGCAGCUACCCACUGGCGGUGUUUUCCCGACCCUGUUCGCUGGGGACCCGGCCUUCGAUCUGCGUGCCCGGGCUCCGGCGCAUGCCCUGUCCACCUACCGCGGCCGGUUGACGCACGUGCAGCUGCGUGUGAGGGGCCUGGGCCUGCCACCAGACGUGGAGGCGGCCGCGGCGGCGCACGUCACUGCCGCCGCGGCCACGGCAGCAAAGGCAGCGGCUGCAGAGGCAGCGGCUGCUGCUGCGGCCGAGGCAGCGGCCGAGGUGACGGCCGAGGUGACGGCCGCAGCAGCUGCAGCAACGGCGCCCGUUGGCUCGGAAGGCCCCGCCGCUGCGGCUUCGUCGCCGCCACCGCCGCCGCCAACAGGCAGCAGCAGCAGUAGCAGUAGCAGCAGGAGCAGGAGCAGUAGCAGCAGCAGCAGGAGCAGCAGCAGCAGCGACAGCCCGCCGCCUCGUCGCACCAGCCCGGAUGCGGCAGCCGUUGCCGCGGCGGCGGCGGCGCUGGUGGCGGGUCUCGACAAAGACGCGGCGAAGAGGUUGCCCGUACGGCGCACGCCGCUGCCGGCGGCGACCGCCGCCGCCGCCGCCGCCACCUCGCAGCAGCAGCAGCAGCAGCUCGCCGGAGCAGUGCCGCCUGCUGACGCAGCAGCUCUGGCGGCGCUGAGUGAGCGGCUGCAGAGGCGGGCGCGGCUGCGUGGGCACCUUGUGUCACUGCCGCCGGCCCUGGAGGUGCUGCUGCCGUACAUUGACACGCGCUACCCGCCGGACGGCACACACCUGGCGUGGGCCCGCAACUUGGCGGCGCGUAUGCUGCUGUGCUCGCCGCCGUCUGCGGCGCCUUUCCGGCAAGACAAGUCCUUAGUCGCCUCCUACUUGGGAGCCAUGUUGCGCGCCAGGACCGGGCAGGCCACGGGGCCGCUGCCAGACAAGUUCAUCGCCGGCGUCUUCCAUGAUGACCCGGCGUUCGUGACAGUGUCGGGGGCAGGGCCGGCGCCAGCUGCGCCGCCCACCGCUGCACCCUCAGCGGCGGCAGCCGCCCCGCCGGUGGACGCAGCGCUGCCGUCUGCUACAGCCCUAGCCCCUGCGUCAUCCGGGCGGGCAUAUCUGGAGCUCAACCUGUCGGCUCUGCAGCUGCCGCCGCAGGUGGUGGCGGCUGUAGCCGGGUCGUUCCACACGGGCACGCAGCUACAGCCGGGCACGCAGCUACAGCCGAAAGCACAGCUGGCGGCGCCACAAGAGGGGCCCGUGGUGGAACCGGCUGCGCCUGGCGUGGCGGCGCCUUCAGCGGCAGUAGCAGAGGGAUGCCCGCUGCCGGAGUUGGCUGUAGCAGCAGAGCCUGUGCAGCUGGAGCCGCCGCCACUGCAGCCACCGCUGCAGCCGGCGGCGGCUGUAGCACCUGAUGACGAGGCACGCACACGGGACUUCCUGGCGGCCUUUCUGAGGCGGCAGGGCCGCGCUGCUACAGCCGAUGCUUCUGAGGCGGCUGCUGCUGCUGCUGCUACAGCCGCUGGCGGCGCAGAGGGCGGCGCGGUCCCGGUGCCGGCGGCGGCGGCGGACGGCCUGGGCCACGCGGCCGGCGGCGCAGCUGUAGCAGACGCGGAGACGCUCGGUCUUGUGCACUCAGCACCGGGUCCAGCCCCACCGCCAAGUGCUACUGCCGCCGCUACUGCCGCUGCUACUGCCGCUGCGGACGGCUCUGCAGUGUGGUGGAAGCACGGCCUGAAUGCGGGCCGCGCUGGGGCCAUCGCCGGCGCCGGCGCGGGCCCUGCUACAGCCAACUGGUCGGGCAGAGCGGGCGCCGCGGGCGACGCGGCAGUAGCAGGGCAGGAGCAGCAGCAGCCCCAGCAGCAGGCGGCUACACCGGCAGGUGGCGGCGGCGGUUGGACUCUGACGGGUGCGUGGCAGCACGUCAGGGCGGCGUGGGCCGCCGUCAGUGCUGGCGGUGUCGGCGGCGGCGGAGGCCCUCUCACCCCGCCAGACGCCGCCGCCACUGCCUACGAUGCCGCUCAGCAGUUUGGUGCCGCCGCCGCCACGCAGCCGCAAACCUCGGCUGCUACAGCCGCCACUACAGCCGCUGCUGUCCACGUGCCGUACGGCAGCUCGAGUAACCCCCGGUGGUCGGAGCUGCACGGCCGGCUGCAGCGGCUGCAGGCGGAGCUGCGGAGCUUGGCGCCCGUGAUUGCCGGGAGCAAUGACGCCACGCAGCAGCAGCUAUCGGGGCAGUGGGCAGCAGCGGCCUCGCCGCCGCCGCCGCCGCCGCAGCCGCCGCGCCACCCGCACCGCCACCACACAGCCGCCUCCACGCUACUCGGCACGCCCCUCUCCCUCAACGACCCCGACCCCGACCCCGACCCGGCGGACCUCGGCACCUCCCAGCUGACGUCAGCAACCGCCACAACGACCUCCGCUGCCGCUACCGCCGCCGCCGCCGCCACCAGACAUGCGGCGGCCGCCGCCGCAGUUGGGCACGCGGACGUGGUUUACCCCCAGACAGGACACUACUACUCCUGGUGUAAACACACACUUGUAGAGGUGCUGGCAAGGCAUGGGCGGUACGUGGCGGCGGCGCCGCCGCUGGCCGCUGCUGAGGGCGCAGCGGGCGUGGAGGUGGUGGCGGCGGCGGCGUUGGCGGAGGCAGCACGGGGGCCGGGGGCGUCGGAGGCGGGGGCGGGGGUUGCGGCGGGGCCACCGCGCGGACCCACUCUCCGGAUGAGCUUGAUGGCUGCAGGGGCGCUGAUGGACCAACACUACGCCGCCCGCCCCCACCUGUCGCCCACCGACCCGCGCACCGCCGCCCGGCGCAAGAGCCUUCGCCACCAGCUAGCCGCAGUCGUGGAAGACGACCCGCGCUUCGCCGUGCUACUGCCGCCGCCCGACGCCGACAGCGCUGCUACAGCCGCUGCUGGGUCGGCUGCUACAGCCGGCUCAGGCUCGCGCAGUGGCAGCGGCAGUAGCAGUGGCGCGUCGGGGAUAUAUGCGGAGCUUUUAAGCUCUCGCACUGCCGGCGGCGGCGGGGGUGGUGCCGGUGGUGCUGGUGCUGGGGCGGAGGUGGCGCUUGUGCUGGACGAGUUGGAGGCGGCGGCGGCGGCGGGCCAGGCUCUGGAUGCAGUGCCGCCGCGCAUUCGCCGCAGCAUCGAAAAGGUCAAGGCCGCAAUGAGUCCGAUGGCGGUGGCAGAGGUGCUGCUGGCGGCGCCGGCGUCAAUCAUUCGGCGACUGGCGGCGGAGCGGCUGGCGGCGACGGAGGCGGCGGCGGCGAUGGCGGCCGCGCCGCCGCCGCCUUGGCUUACCGCCGCCGCCGCCGCUGCCAGUGAUGUCGCAGAUGCUGGUGUGGCUGUUGUGGACGUGGGCGUGGAGAAGGCUCGGCGCGAGCACGCCGGGCUGCUGCAGCUGCUGCGGGAGGUGGCGGCGCCGCGGCCGGGCGAGGCGGCGGGGCCGCCGGCGGCGCCCGGCGGCGCCGCCAGGCACUUGGAAGUACAGCCGCCACGCUACUACACGCGUUACUGGGCCGCAAAGAGCUCGGCGGCGGCUGCAAUGGCCAGUGGCGGCGGCGGCGGCGGCGGCGCGGACCUGGGGCCAGCGGGGCAGGAGACGGCUGUAGCAGAUGUAGGGGAAGAGCCGGCUGUAGUAGCAGCAGCCGCAGACGUGCUGGCGGCGGCUGCGGAGGCGGCGCCGGCAACGGGCGUCGCGGCGGUGGCGGCGGAGGUGGCGGCGGCGGAGGUCGAAACGGAGGCGGAUCCACAGAGCGAACAUGAAGCCACGGCGCAGACGGCGUCUCAAGCAGCGGCGCCGAGUGAGCUGGCCAAGGAAGGUGACGAGCAGCCGUCAAAUCGUCUUGGAGGCAGCUCGGGUGCCGCUACUGAGACCGGCAGUAGCAGCAGCCGCGGCGACGGAACCAGUGGCAGUGGCGGCCGCAGCCGCGUUCGCAGCCGCGGCAACGGCGGCGGCGGGGGGCAGCAAAUGCACAUCGACGUCGGCGGCGUGCGGGUACGUGUGGUGGUCCUCGCAUCGGCCGAGCAGCUCACGCAGCACGGCGGCGGCGGCCGAUGGGACAGCGGCAGCGGCAGUAGCAGCGGCAGCAGCUUUGGCAGUAGCAACAGCAGCAGCAACGGCAGUAGCAACGGCAGUAGCAACGGCAGUAGCAGUGGCGGUGACGGCAGUAGCGGCGGUGUGCUGGACCACCUGUCGCGUGUAAGCCAUAUGGCGGUGGACACGGAGGCGGCGCACAGGCAGUUGGCGCUGCUGCAGAUCUACGCGCCGGCGGUGGAGGGGCACUACCCCGCCACCUGCUACCUGAUAGACCCCCUGAUGGCCGGCAGCCCGGCGGCGCGCCGGCGGCUGCUGGCGGCGGUGGCAGCGCCGCUGGAGGAUGAAAGGAUCACCAAAGUCGGCUUUGACCCCCGAGCGGACAAGGAGCUGCUGUACAUGUACGAGAUCCGCAUGCGCCGUGUGGUGGACGUACAGGAGGUGUACGGCGUGGCACGAGCCGCCUGGACCCAGGGGUCAGGGUCGGGGGCGGCGGCGGCGGCGGCGGCGGCGGCGGCGGGAUCACAAGAGGCAGCAGUGGCGGCCGGCGCGGGGCCGAGGGCGGGAAUGGGAGCGGGAGCGAGCGAGUCGGAGGCGGCCGUGGCCCCGCCGGCGCCGCCGACGGCGCCGGCGGGUGCCACGGCGACGCUGACACGGGAGGGUCUGGCGGCGUCGCGUGUGGGUCUUGGCGAGGUGCUGCGGGCGGCGGGCUACGAGCACACACACAAGGACCUGUUCCGCGGCGCCUACAACAGGGGUGAGGCGCCUUGGUCCCAGCGGCCUCUCACACGCGAGAUGAUCAAAUACGCGGUGCAGGACGUGCACCCGCUGCUGGACACGUACCGCGCCCUGCUGCGGCACCUGCUGGACGACCCCGCAGCCCAGCCCGCAUUCCUCAUGCAGCAGCCGCAGCAGCAGCCGGCACAGCAGCAGGCGCAGGCGCAGCAGCAGCAGCAGCAACAGCAGCAGGAGCAUUAGGUCUGCCAGCAGCAGCAGCAGCAGCAGCAGCAGCAGCAGCAGCAAUAGCAAUAGCGGCAGGAGCCCCGCACGCAUCAGGCGCAACACGCCAUGACGGGGCAGCUGGUGGCGGUAUCGGCGCCGGUGUCAUUGCCUCAGGGAGCCCCAGCAAUGAGGGGCAGGGGGCAGUAGGGGCAUGAUCGGGAUUGGGAUCAGUACCAGAAUUAGAAUCGGCGUUGGGGGGACCGCCAGCUGGCAUGUGGAUUUCAUGGGGCUUGGCGCGAACGUUCAAUCGGGUGUGGGACGAGGCAGGUGUAAGCAAUUUAGGGCCGCUGGAUGGUGGUGGGGCAGGUGUUUUGGAGUAGCAAGGCAUCGUGCCUGAACCUAGACGUGGAUGAGAAGCAUGGUGAGUGCGGAUGGCGUUGUGACAAGCAACAGCGAAUCGAGGACAUGCGGGGGUGUGGUGGGCAUCUAGGGCCAGGGGUUGGCCGGAUGGCGGGCCAUGGCCUGCCCCUUGCCAUGUUCCAUCACGAGCAACGCAUGAGAGGCGCGUUGACAUGUGCGACACUGGAUGAUGGUCUUCUUUAAUUCAUCGCUA
This is a messenger RNA of Chlamydomonas reinhardtii, 8352 nucleotides long. RefSeq lists its product as uncharacterized. The coding region runs from base 75 to 7775 and encodes 2566 amino acids. Gene Ontology annotation, molecular function: 3'-5' exonuclease activity; nucleic acid binding. The transcript is spliced from 13 exons. NCBI's taxonomy places the organism in Eukaryota, Viridiplantae, Chlorophyta, Chlorophyceae, Chlamydomonadales, Chlamydomonadaceae. The record is from RefSeq and is a predicted model, not a curated record. Gene Ontology annotation, biological process: nucleobase-containing compound metabolic process.